Messenger RNA from Leptopilina heterotoma, 2640 nucleotides. RefSeq names its product chitin deacetylase 1-like. Gene Ontology annotation, cellular component: extracellular region. Gene Ontology annotation, molecular function: chitin binding; protein binding; hydrolase activity, acting on carbon-nitrogen (but not peptide) bonds. Bases 278 to 1906 code for a protein of 542 amino acids. The record is from RefSeq and is a predicted model, not a curated record. The transcript has 5 exons. Gene Ontology annotation, biological process: carbohydrate metabolic process. NCBI's taxonomy places the organism in Eukaryota, Metazoa, Arthropoda, Insecta, Hymenoptera, Figitidae.
GUGAAUGGGGCGCCUCAGCCAGUCCUUUGAAAACGGUACCAAAAGUCUGAAGGUCCGUAAUCCCUGACAAAAAAAAAAAAUUUUUUUUCUUAAAAUUGUUUUUUUCUUCCUUGAAAUCGCGCAGGCGCAAUCGCGCGCGAUCGCCUCCUUUUAAAUUCCCCCAGGAAGUAAAUUUAAGUGUGAUUUUCCCUUUCCACAUUGCUUCCGUGCCGCGAAAGAGUGACCGUACUUUGAAAACGACGGGGUCGCCUUUAAAGGAUAACAAAUAUCCCGUGAGAUGCGGGUGAGGGUGAGGAAUAUGCCCAAGUUCACGUUGCUACUUCUUUUUGUAGCAGUCGCGUUCACCCUUGCCGAGGGAAAAAUAUUGAGUCGAUGGAAGCGACAGGACGAUAAGAAGGAUAAUGUGAAGGAGGAAUUUUGUAAGGACAAGGACGCAGGUGAAUGGUUCCGACUUCAGACAGGUGAGGGUGACAAUUGCCGCGAUGUUAUUCAAUGCACCAGUUCCGGAAUUCAAGCUUUGAGGUGUCCCGCGGGAUUAUAUUUUGACAUCGACAAACAGACGUGCGAUUGGAAGGAUGCAGUGCAUAAUUGCAAAUCAACGAACAAAGAGCGGAAGGCCAAGCCCCUUCUCUACACUGAGGAGCCACUUUGUCCGGAAGGUCAGCUCGCCUGUGGAAAUCAGGAUUGCAUCGAGCGGGGACUAUUCUGCAAUGGCGAAAAGGAUUGUACCGAUGGAUCCGAUGAAAAUAUUUGCGAUAUGGACAAUGAUCCAAAUCGAGCACCACCUUGCGAUCCAGCUGUUUGCGUUUUGCCCGAUUGCUUCUGCUCCGAGGAUGGUACAACAAUACCUGGCGAUCUACCACACAAAGACGUACCCCAAAUGAUCACCAUCACAUUCGACGAUGCCAUUAAUAACAACAAUAUUGGCCUCUACAAGGAAAUAUUCAACGGCAAACGUCGCAAUCCAAACGGUUGUGAUAUCAAGGCAACAUUCUUUGUCUCACACAAAUACACCAAUUACUCCGCCGUACAGGAAAUGCACCGAAAGGGACACGAAAUCGCUGUGCAUUCCAUUUCGCACAAUGAUGACGAGAGAUUCUGGUCGGAUGCAACUGUUGAUGAUUGGGCAAAGGAGAUGGCUGGAAUGAGGGUGAUUAUUGAGAAAUACGCUAAUCUAACCGACAACAGUGUUGUUGGUGUUCGUGCACCGUAUCUUCGAGUUGGUGGUAAUAAUCAAUUCACAAUGAUGGAAGAGCAAGCUUUCUUGUAUGACUCCACAAUUACUUCGGCGCUCAACAAUCCUCCAUUGUGGCCAUACACCAUGUACUUCAGAAUGCCUCAUCGUUGUCACGGAAAUUUGCAACACUGUCCCACCAGAUCCCACGCAGUCUGGGAGAUGGUAAUGAACGAACUGGACCGAAGAGAAGAUCCAGCGAAUGAUGAAUAUCUCCCCGGUUGCGCCAUGGUCGAUUCAUGCAGCAACAUUCUCACCGGUGAUCAAUUCUACAAUUUCCUAAAUCACAACUUUGACAGGCACUACGAACAAAAUCGAGCACCAUUGGGUCUCUAUUUCCACGCCGCCUGGUUAAAGAACAAUCCCGAAUUUCUCGACGCCUUCCUCUACUGGAUCGAUGAGAUUUCCGCCAAUCACAAUGACGUCUACUUCGUAACAAUGACCCAAGUAAUCCAAUGGAUCCAAAAUCCACAAACAGUCACCGAAUCAAAGAACUUUGAAUCAUGGCGUGACAAGUGUGUUGUCGAAGGUCCACCAGCAUGUUGGGUACCACACACCUGUAAAUUGACAUCCAAGGAAGUCCCCGGAGAGACCAUUAAUCUUCAAACUUGCAUUCGCUGUCCCAAUAAUUAUCCAUGGAUCAAUGAUCCCACCGGAGACGGUUUCUUCUAAUCUCAAUAAUACCGUUCCUCACUCUUCUAAGUCAGUUUCAUUUAUUUUCACUUCAAAAAAAAAAAAAAAAAAAAAAGCGAACGAAGCAUAUUUAGAAAAAAAAAAUCAACUUUUUUUGCAAUGAUCGUCAAAAUGUAGCUCUGUCUCCUAAAGUCAAUUAUGGAGACAUACAAAUUUUCGUUUUAAAUUAUAUAAAUAUAUUGUAAUGUAGAAGUACGAUUGAAUCGCGAAAUGUUUUGUUUUUUUUUUCUAAAAAUGUUAUCUUCGCCUGACGAAGAGCAGUAUUUUUCGCCUUUAUAAUAUGAGGGGAAAGAUGCGAGAAGAAUCUCUUUAUUAGAAAACAAUAAAAGAAAAAGAAGAAAAAAAAAUAGGAGAGAAAGUGGCGGACUUGUGUGAUCCGCAAGUGAGACUCGAUGUAUGUAAUAUAUAGAACCUCGUUUCCCUUUUUUUUCCAAAAGUGAUUAGUCGUUGUUUUUUUUUUUUUUGUUUUUUUUAAUAUAUAUAUAUUAUUGAUGUAUCCUUGUUUCCUUAAUCCUUGUCCUAUCCUCUCCAUUAAAUUCCCUUCUCUCUCAGCAAACCGCCAAAUCUUCCCGAGGGGCGCCCUUAUUUUUCUAAGGGUCGACCAAAAAAUAUAAAUAUAAAUGUGUAUGUAUAUUUUAUAUAAAAUAAGCGACAUCAAAUUGUUCUGAAGAGAAAGCGACAGAUCUUUAAAAUAAAAGACUUUUAAAAAUUUA